UCAAAUGUCCACACGGGUAGCACCCGAGACACGAGAACUGAGCAUGCGUAAAGCACUUGGCUUGAUAGCGUUUUCUUUAAGCAGUCAACAUUAGAAUGCAGUUUAAACCACCUCCGAGCGGAUUUGUGAAAUGCGCACUAGUGCGCCCAAAGUCGUUUUCCAGUGCUGUAUCUCCAUUAUUUCUUAAUGUGCAUCGGUUCUUUGGUAUUAAUAUAUCUUCUGGAAAAAGGUUUGGAAAUAGGUGUCUCCAUAAUGACAAUCUAAAUAGUCUACCAACAACUGGUAAAAAAGUUGUCACAACGUGCACGCGGUGCUGCCCGCUCCUCUCGCUCACGUGACUUAGCCAAUAACUGCAGAUCUCUCUCAAAACACACACACCCCUCCGGCCCUCCCAACAUUUACACGAGAACAUGGCAACGCCGAGUGCAUGCGCGCGCACACAAAUUAUACAGUGCAGAUGGCUUGACCCAUAUUUUCUGUUUGCAAUAUUAAUUGACCGCUCACCCAAUCCACUGAGAAGACGUCAACUCCCAUCCCCCGCCCCUUAGCAACAGAAGCAAGAUGGCGGCGCCCAGUAACGCUGAUCAUUCUCCAGAGAUAUCGACGCCUUUAAAGAUACCGAAAACAGAAGUGCCAUCACCAGAAUCAGAAGAUUUGAGCGACAGCAACCAAUAUCAUUCCAAUCCCUCCACACCUAAUCGAUUCUCGCCUCUCAACGUAGGUUUGUCGAUUUCUGGGAGCGCAGGCCGAAGUGGAUCGGCCUGUGCAUCAAAUAGCUUCACCGCUUGCCGAGGGAUGUCGUGGACCCCAUCAGAAACAAACGCCCUUAUUGCGGUAUGGGGGAAUGAAAGACUGACAGAGGCACGAAUGCAGCAGCUGGAGGUUGCAGGCACCGUUUUCUCUGGAAAGGCUCCUGGUCCCGCAAUGUACGAGCGGGUCUCACGAGCCCUAGCAGAGCUCGGCUACGAAAGGACCCCAUCCCAAUGCAGGGAAAGGAUGAAGACGCUGCGACGGUGCUACAGCCGAGUGAAGGAGCACGGUGUCGGCAAGAGGAAGAGCAGCUACUCCAUCGAGCAGCUGGAAAAGGUGUUUGGCCAGGGAGGCUGGGACUCCCAGAUGUGUGCCCCCGUCCUCAUCAACAGCAGUGGCCUGUACCAGGAGAUGGAGUCUGACGGCAGCACCAUGGAGGAUUUCUCCCAGGAAGACUGGUGCAACCAGGUGCUGGCCUCGGCCUUCCAGGAGGGAGAGAUGGAAACUGAGGAAACACAGCCACCAAAGAAUGCCAGAGUCCUGCAGCUGCGACCUGAGCCUUCGGAGCAAGUCCAGAAACAGGAAGUGAUGCUGAACGUGGUGCGUAUCCUGGAGUCGGUGCAGGUGAAGUGGGAGCACUUUCAGACGUGGACCGACUUCUCCCGGCUACACCUUUCCAACAAGCUGGCCAUUUUUGGCGUGGGCUACAACACGCGCUGGCGUGAGGACAUCCGCUAUCACUACGCAGAGAUCAGCUCCCAGGUGCCCCUUGGCAAGCGGCUGCGCGAGUACUUCAACCCAGAGAAGGCAGAGGGCCGUGUCAUCAUGACCAAAGUACAGAAGAUGAACUGGAAGAACGUGUAUUAUAAGUUCCUGGACAUCACCAUUAGCGAAGCACGCUGCCUGGAACUGCACAUGGAGGUGGACUGGAUCCCCAUAGCCCAGGCCAGGGUGACGGGCUGUAGCAACGGGACCUCCAAGUAUCUCCUACCGGGGGGUAUCCCCAAGACUUACGGCCUGUACGCCAUAGGCUACGAGGACGUGGUGGCGGAGUUGCACUACGCAGGGGAGGAUGAGGCUCCAGCCUCUCCACUGCAACACCAAGACACUGACCAGAGCUUGCCUCUCUCUGGGUCGUCGGGCUCCGGCGGGCCCGGGUCCGAGAGUGUGGUGAGGCCGGGGGGACGAGCGGGGGAGGGGGAGAGGACUGGGGCCAAAGUGACCUACUGCUACCUGGGCAUCGCAGAGGAGAGGACCUUACAGCAGUGUCUGUUCCAGCACUUUCAGAGCUCAGGCAAGCACUACAGCCGCAGGGAGAUCUCGGCCGUAACAUGCUUCCUCCAGGGGAAUUGCACCGGCCAGCAGACCAGGGAAGAGGGCCUCUCCUUGGGCCCUGAACAUUCGGCCAUAUACAUUAAAUUUAUUGAGGUGGAGCUAGAUUUCCUCUCUGCUGGCUCACUGUUGGAAUGUCUAGAAAUUGCAGUUGGUUACUCUUUAAAGUACAACAACAAAGAGGCGUUGUAACGCUUGUUGUUUUGACUCCCAUUAACUGAAGGAUUGAACGGGGGCCAGAGGGACAUGCAAUAUCUCUUUCCCCCAAUUUAACUGCAGACCUGAGUUCAAAUGCUAUUUGAAAUCAUUUAAAAUACUUCGGCUGGGCUUGAUUGAGCUUGCCUUGGUCAAUGGAACCAAAAGAAGAGUCACAAAACUGUUAACCCCAGCUGACACAUUCGGCAGGCAAUAGCAAACACAAAAGAAUAUUUGAAAUAGUGUUUGAACCCCGGUCUGUGUACAUGCUGUCUUAUCAGGGGAUGUGAGAGGGGAAUGGCUACUGCUGAAUGCAUUUCCCUACAUUGAGGAUAUAGCAGUGGACAUGCAGUAUAUUUGUCACAAGAAGAUGGUGUGCACUUGUUUUAAAACUGCCUUUACAUUUCUUUGAAUUUGGAUGUCUAUCGUCAGGUCUAAGGUGCCAGAAAAAGAUCCCGGGAUAAAGAUCAUGUAAGGAACUUGAUCCAAUUCUAAUAGAGGACCUAGAGGGGCAAUAUGAAUGAAGAUAUUGAAUCUAUCUCUAUUUAGAAAUAUAUAUUUAAGAAUAUAUAUUGAUGUUGUCAAGCAUUCCAGCAUUUAUUAACAUUAUGAAUUUCAAAGAAGUAUGUUAAUGUUUUGAUAUAUAUUAUUGGUUAACCAGUGUCUUUGUGUAUUUUUGUUUCCAGGUCACAGUCUUGUGUUUACAUGUUUUGAAAUUAAAUAAUAAACAGGGCACAGACCGUCAUUUGCCACUCAUUGAAUA
Messenger RNA from Oncorhynchus kisutch (coho salmon), 3040 nucleotides. It is a transcript of the gene msantd2, whose product is annotated as Myb/SANT DNA binding domain containing 2. The coding region runs from base 562 to 2274 and encodes 570 amino acids. NCBI's taxonomy places the organism in Eukaryota, Metazoa, Chordata, Actinopteri, Salmoniformes, Salmonidae. The transcript has 4 exons. The record is from RefSeq and is a predicted model, not a curated record.